This is a messenger RNA of Peronospora belbahrii, 435 nucleotides long. NCBI's taxonomy places the organism in Eukaryota, Oomycota, Peronosporomycetes, Peronosporales, Peronosporaceae. The record is from the annotation of a GenBank genome assembly.
AUGAGCAUACAGAGGAACGCUUGUUUGUGGACAUGCACCCCUCGGCGGCUGGUGACAAUCGUCCGCUGCGUAUUGGAAGUUUUGAUUUGGACAAAUUCAGCGGUGCCUUGCUGCGCUUGGAGGUACGCUGGGCAUCGAAACAUCUACGGAUACACCACUAGCGUGCUACAUUUCCCUGACACGCGACUAGUGCAAUACAGCUUCUUCAACGCUUUUGACUGCACCGGCAGUGCAUGCAGCAUUGAGUCUCCAAGUGGAGAUGGGGUCAUACUAACACGGACCUUCGAUUGUGGUAAUGUAUUGUCACUGUGUCGACAUCAAACAUACCCGGUCACAAACUCUAAAGGGACGAACGUUACGUAUUCCUGUAUUGCAGGAUAUAUAACAUUACAUUGUGUGUUGUACGCUCCUAUAUUGUGCCUUAUAUGGCUAUAG